GACUUGUCUUAUCUUUGUGCGUGGAUAAUCUCCCGAAAUCGGAGCAAAUGUCUGGUAUAAAUUAAGCCGCGUAUUUGAAUGUUUAUGCACUCUUCUGAUAUUAACAUGCGGUCUUUCAUCGUGUUCCUUCUAACCCUCUCCGCUGUGGCUGCUGUCCCAGCUAAUCCACAAAGGAUCGUGGGCGGCAGUACUACGACUAUUACUAACUAUCCCAGCAUAGUUGCCUUACUGUAUAGUUCAAACUUGAGUCAGUGGCGACAAUCUUGUGGUGGUACUAUUAUCAAUAAUCGGAGCAUCCUUACAGCUGCACACUGUCCUCACGGUGACACCACUAACAGAUGGCGUGUCAGAGUGGGCUCCACCAAUGCGAAUAGUGGUGGAAGAGUAAUAAAUUCGCAGAGAUUCAUUAUUCACGGUAGCUUCAACAGGCAGACGCUCAAUAAUGACAUCGCAAUCAUUCGCCUCGCGGCUACCAUAUCUUUCAGCAACACUGCCCGGGCCGUAGGCUAUUCUGGCGCUAACUAUAAUUUACGCGACGGACAGGUUGUUUGGGCUGCUGGGUGGGGACGAACUUCUACAAAUGGUGCUUCAUCGGCCCAACUGCGCCACGUUCAGAUCUGGACAGUGAACCAGGCUACGUGCAGGUCUCGCUACGCCAGUAUUGGCCGCACCGUCACCGACAACAUGUUGUGCGCCGGCUGGCUUAACGUUGGCGGUCGCGACCAGUGCCAGGGUGACUCCGGCGGUCCUCUCUACCACAACCGCGUCCUCGUCGGUGUCUGCUCCUGGGGAGAGGGUUGCGGUUUGGCUCGCUUCCCUGGAGUCAAUGUACGUGUCUCGCGGUACGCUAAUUGGAUCCGCAACAAUGCGUAGUUUUAUAUUUCAUUUAAGACUCAUUCGGCUUCUCUUAUACCUAAUAGAUAAUAAAAACUCCGCUCCAGAACAAAGCCUUGACAACGUGGUGUUAUACGGGUCUAAAAUAUUUGUGAAUAAUGGUAUUUUUAUUUAAAGUAUAUUGUUACUUGAAAAAAUGUUUUGAUUUCCCAGGCAAUUAACUCUUAUGUAAAAAAGUUGUGAAUAUUUUUGACAAUUUAUAAUAAAAUUAUCUUAAAUAUGUUUGUAAUAAAACAAAAUUUUAAUUUAUAAAGAAAUCAAAUCAUUUUUUUAAUCUUUGAAUAAAGUUUUAUAAUGGAUAUGGCCAAAAACAGAUUUUUAUUCUACAAAAAUUCUAACCAAGAUAAUUUAUAUACAUUUGGCUAUCCAAGUGUAUAUAAAUUAUCUUGAUGAUUUGGAUACUACUGAUGGUCAGUACUAUACUGAUCAUCAGUAGUAUCCAAAUCAUUUAAUUUUAAGACCUCUGAUUUUGAGAUUUUUUGUUAUUUUAUUCUACUUAAAUAUUAACCUUAAAAUGAACGCUAGCGAAAUAUAAAUAUUGCUACAUUGAUAUAAGUACAUCCUAAAAAGGGUAAAGUUAUUAGAAAUCCGGUUUAUUUGUUACUGGCUGAGUACAAAAGUGAAUGAUAUUUUUUUAAUUUAACCUUUAUUUCCGUUAAUGACAAUUGAGAGCUAUUUGUAUAAAAAAUAUAGAUUACUUAUUCUACUAAAAAUUUUAUUUUAACCCGUGCCGACAGGGCCUUGAAAUUUUAGAAAAUAGCUACUUCAAGUGCCUCUUAAAUGUAGUUGUAGAUGAUCACUCAAAACCGUUAUGCUAUAGAAAUAUUAAUUAAAACAUAAAUUUGUAUAAUGUUUGUAUCGGUAUUAUUAAUAAAGAUAUAAUUUUUAUAUUUAUUUA
Manduca sexta (tobacco hornworm) is the source of this 1792-nucleotide messenger RNA. Its product is annotated as trypsin, alkaline A-like. The record is from RefSeq and is a predicted model, not a curated record. Gene Ontology annotation, molecular function: serine-type endopeptidase activity. Gene Ontology annotation, biological process: proteolysis. The transcript is spliced from 4 exons. Lineage: Eukaryota; Metazoa; Arthropoda; Insecta; Lepidoptera; Sphingidae. The coding region runs from base 79 to 873 and encodes 264 amino acids.